CCCUCUCUCUCUCUCUCUCUCCCUCACACACACACACACACACACACACGAGAGGAACUAUGUUUGCGCGAUAGGCAGAUGAUCUCCUCGUUGAGAUCAGUGAGAUCAGUGAGCGGUUAAGAAGAGUUCCUGUUGUAUCGCGCGCUUCUUCUGGAUUGGCGGAUCGAUCCGGUUUGUGCGCCCUCGCGCCACACCGUGACAUUGGCGACGCCGCGCGCUCAACAGACUGGCGGGCUGCUGCUCGGGAACUAUGGAGGAGAAAGCGAAGGGUGACAGCGCCAAGGACCAAGACGCGACCUCUGCAUCGUAUCAGCGGAGGAUUUGGAAGAAUUUCCAGGACAAGACCAGACCGUUUUUGAGCCCGAAACUCGGCUCGGAAAGACGCAGCGCGGACGUGAAGAAAGAGAGCGGCUUGUGGAUGUUCAAGCGGAAAAAGAAACCGGUUCUGGACCGCAUCUUCUCAUCCUCUCAGCCGAACCUCAGCAGCUCGAGUCCGGGGUCUGUCCAAGGCGAUAGCGCGGAACCGAGCUGCAGUGGAGGACCGGGGAAGUCCUCGCUCGCUGCUGUGGAACGAGCAACUGCAGUGACACACAUGCACACACACGAGGUUUCGGUGUCGGCCCACGGCAGCCCGCGGCUCAGUGUGGCUCAUUUAACCGCGUCUCAGCCCAAAAGCUCGUCCUUGGGCUCGGCGUGCUUCGAGAAGCUCGUGCUGGACUCAGCGGACGUUUCCGGUCAGGGCAAGCUGAGCAAAAACCCCAGCGAUUCGGGCAUCAACACCGUAGUGCCGAGUAAUGCAGAUCCGCCUGCCCUCGUCAGCCCCGGGAUGUACCAACUGGACAUCGUGCUGAAGAAAGGCAUCAAUCUUGCCAUUAGGGACAGAGGAGGCACCAGUGACCCUUAUGUGAAGUUUAAGAUCGCAGGGAAAGAGGUUUUCCGCAGCAAGACCAUUCAUAAGAACCUGAACCCGGUAUGGGAUGAGAAAGUGACCCUGCUGGUGGAUAAUAUAAGAGAACCACUCUAUGUUAAGGUUUUUGACUAUGACUUUGGCCUGCAAGAUGACUUCAUGGGCUCUGCACAUCUUUACCUGGAGUCCCUGGAACAACAUAGGUCCCUGGACGUGACCCUUGACCUAAAAGACCCCCACUAUCCUGAUCAUAACUUGGGCUCUCUGGAACUGGCGGUCACGCUCGCUCCUAAAGAAGGGGACAUUAGGGAAACCACCAUGCUUUUGAGAAGGAGCUGGAAAAGAUCCAGUAAGUACCAGAGUCUGAGGUUAUCAGACGUCCACAAGAAAUCCCAGCUGUGGAGAGGAAUUGUCAGCAUCAGUUUAAUCGAGGGUCGUAACCUCCAGCCAAUGGACGCUAAUGGCUUGAGUGACCCGUACGCCAAAUUCAGAAUGGGCCACCAGAAGUACAAAAGCAAGACAAUACACAAAACGCUGAACCCUCAGUGGAGAGAACAGUUUGAUUUCCAUUUGUACGACGAGGGAGGCGGCUUUAUAGACAUCACUGUGUGGGACAGAGACGCCGGCAAGAGAGACGACUUCAUGGGCAGGUGUCAGGUGGAUCUCUCUCUCUUGUCUAAAGAGUGCACGCACAAGCUGGACCUGCCGCUGGAGGAGGGCGAGGGCAUGCUGGUGCUACUGGUCACCCUCACCGCUUCAGCCGCCGUCUCCAUCUCAGACCUUUCUGUCAACAUGCUUGACGACCCACAAGAGAGGAGAGGGAUUCUGCACAGAUAUAGUCUGCUGAGAUCCUUUCACAACAUUAAAGAUGUCGGUGUAGUGCAGGUGAAAGUCAUCCGGGCAGAGGGACUAAUGGCAGCUGAUGUUACAGGCAAGAGUGACCCCUUCUGUGUUGUGGAGCUCAGCAAUGACCGUUUACAGACACACACCGUGUACAAGAACCUCAACCCAGAGUGGAAUAAAGUCUUCACAUUCAACGUGAAAGACAUCCACUCCGUGCUGGAGGUUACGGUCUACGACGAAGAUCGGGACCGAAGCGCUGACUUCCUCGGCAAAGUUGCUAUUCCGCUGCUAAGUAUCCAAAAUGGUGAACGGAAAGCUUACGCCUUGAAAAGCAAGGAGCUGACAGGGCCAACAAAAGGGGUCAUCUUUCUCGAAAUAGACGUGAUUUAUAAUGCUGUUAAAGCGGGACUUAGGACGCUGAUACCCAUCGAGCAGAAAUAUAUCGAAGAAGAGCCUCGAGUUUCCAAACAGUUGCUACUGCAGAACUUUAACCGAGUGCGGCGCUGCUUCAUGUUCCUCAUUAACACUGGCUGCUACAUCAACAGCUGCUUCGAGUGGGAGUCUCCUCAGAGGAGCAUCUGUGCCUUGCUCCUCUUCAUCGUGGUGGUGUGGAACUUUGAGCUCUGCAUGAUCCCGCUGGCUCUGCUGUUCCUGCUGGCCUGGAAUUACGUCCUCAUCGCUUCGGGAAAGGACAGCAGACAGGGAGACGUGCAAGCAGUGGAGGAUUUGCUGGAGGGUGAGGAUGAGGACUUUGACAGAGAUGACAAGGUGCCGGGCUCUGCCCCCUCCAACGAUGGCCGUCUGCCCGGAAGCCAUAUCCUUGAGGAUAUUUUGGCUUCCUGGCAUUUUGAAUGGAUUCGCGUGAUGGUGGACUCGGAGAGAAAAGGACUCAUCGACAAGCUGUACGCCAUUCAGGAUGUUUGCAUCAGUGUGCAAAGUGCGCUGGAUGAAGUGGCCUCCUAUGGCGAGAGAUUAAAGAAUACUUUCAAUUGGACUGUGCCUUUUCUCAGCUGGCUGGCCAUCGUGUCACUGUGUGUGGCCACCCUUAUCGUUUACUUCAUUCCUCUCAGAUACAUCGUCCUGGCCUGGGGGGUGAAUAAAUUCACGAAGAAGCUGCGAGACCCGUACACCAUUGACAACAACGAGCUGCUGGACUUCCUCUCCAGAGUACCCUCCGAUGUGCAAGUGGUGCAGUACCGAGAGCUGAAAGUGGAUCCAAGUCACAGCCCAAACAAGAGAAAGAAAAAUAACCCAGGAUAGCUCUCUUCCUUAUCCCAUGGACUCAGACUUAGCAUGCCAAGGACCUGCACUGAUUUGGACCGGCUAGGUCUUCUUCCUUCCUUCCUUCCUUCCUUUCUUUCUUUCCUCUCUUUCUCUCUCUCGCUCUCUCUCGAAGACUCUGUUUCUUGACAGAGGAGCACAAACGGUGAAUGUGAAAACAGAGGAGCACUUUUAAUUAUUGCCAUGAGGGUUUCCGCCAUACUUGUUUACUUUUAGUGCAGAGGAGAGCGUGAAAAACUCUUGACCCCUUUUAGAGUCGUACGGCAGGAGCUAUUUGUCACUGGCUGGCAUCAGGCAGAUGGCUCUAAAAGCCAAGGUGUCCUUCCAGCACAGCAGAGGGAGACCAGAGACAGGGAAUGGCUUCAGCCACAAAUAGCAGGAUCAGCUGAUAAUACCGCCAGCCGCAGUGGCACAUCACGUCUCUAUCUUGGAGGGGAAAUAUGAUGGUUAGGUUGCAGUCUGCACCCUGUAAUUUCCACAAUGUGGUAAGGUUGUGCGCUGAAACCCGACGUCCUCCAGAGCAGUUAUUAGGGUUGUCAGCUAAGCCUCUUUACAGUUCGAUUUAUAGCAGUAACUAAAGUGUUGUUGUUGUUUUUUUUGUGUGUGUUGGGGUGGGGGGUUGUGGGGGGUUUGGACAACUGCCUGGCUCGAGAGUCAUUAUUUAUUCAACGGGGAUAUUUGUUUCAGGUAAUCAGGUUAUUUUAAGGGGAUGAAUGAUGCAUGCUUGGUUUAUUUGUGGUUAAAAAAAAAAAAAAAAAAAAAAAAAAGACUGGCAUGUUUACAGGAGGCAUAUUAGUUUUGGUGACACAAUCCAUUUUGGUUACUGAACACUAGCCCGCAUUAAAUCUUUCGAGGCACGCUGCAGUGUGCCCGGGUCACCAUGAGGUGCCACCCUGCUAAUAUGGAUGUCGGUGUGGGUGGGCAGAAUGAAUGGAGGGUGUGUAGCGGGUGAGUGGCGUUCUAAUCAAGUUACAAAGGCAUCUCUAUUCCACUGUUUACUGUAGAUCCGGUUUCCAAAACCGAUGACAGGCAGCCAAACUUAGAUGGCAGCUUUGUGGGUGUCUUCAUUGUAGGGAAUAGCUUUCUUGAAAAUGUCAAUAGUGUGUGACAAGCUGCUUCAGGGACUUGGCAGGGGUGCGGCGCAGGGCAGGAGUUUACCAUCGUUGCUGUGGAGAGAAGAGGACCGAGAGGGCGUAGCAUGCCCUUUUUUUUUUUCGGAACCUUUUCCCAUCAUCCCUUUCUGAAUUUGGCACGCCGUGCUUUUUCCUCUCCUUCAUCCAUUCGGUUGAGCGAGAGGUCACGGCUCGGCCUGUAGGGAACCUCCUGAGGGAUCUCUGCUGAGCAAGUGUUGAAAGAUCACAGCACCAUCAGAGGAGGCUUCUAUUUGGCUUCGGUCCAUCCAUGAGGAGUUUAAAAAAACACACACACACAAAAAAAAACACUCCCUUAUGGCUGCUUUUCUAUAAGCACAUCUGUCAUAUGGAAAGCCCAUUGAUUUGUUUCAAAGCAUCUCCUUACAAAGACAACACACUCCCCAUUGACCAAGACACUGAUGGUACCAAAGUGAUCUCCAUUAAAAAAUAUAAAAUAAGGACCACUCUUGAAGAAAUGUUUGGAAACUGCUGAAAAGGACAUGUGUUUUUUUUUUUUUGUUUUUUUUUACGGUUUGUUUUUUCUUCUUCCUAAUGUGUAUGUGCUGUUUAACGUUCUUUUAAUGGUUUAGUAAAUGUAUCGUGUGGCUUGUUCAUCUCCCAUCCAAAAAUUGUUUUCCGUUUUCAAAACGCAUAUAUAUAUAUAUAUAUAUACUACGUUUGCAAGCAAACCAAAGUGGAACUUUUUAAACAUCAAUGUAGAAUGUACCAUUUCCAUAAAAGGCAAAAGGGGGGGGGGG
Molecule: messenger RNA, 4922 nt
Organism: Ictalurus punctatus (channel catfish)
Lineage: Eukaryota; Metazoa; Chordata; Actinopteri; Siluriformes; Ictaluridae
Gene: mctp1a
Product: multiple C2 domains, transmembrane 1a
Exons: 22
Coding region: 251-3010 (919 amino acids)
Biological process (GO): regulation of neurotransmitter secretion
Cellular component (GO): synaptic vesicle membrane
Molecular function (GO): calcium ion binding
Source: RefSeq, a predicted model, not a curated record